Messenger RNA from Dicrocoelium dendriticum, 1144 nucleotides. NCBI's taxonomy places the organism in Eukaryota, Metazoa, Platyhelminthes, Trematoda, Plagiorchiida, Dicrocoeliidae. The record is from the annotation of a GenBank genome assembly.
GCUUGUCAUCUUAAUGAAAAGUGUUAGCGAAAUAUCGUCCACUGAUAAGUAUCCAAGUCCACAUGUCAAGCGUACCAAUACUACUUCGGGUGAUUUUCAUGGUAUAAACGGUUCCGAGAUUGCUAUAACAAAGGAAAAUAGCAUUUCCUCCAAUUCGCCCCUACAGCUUGCCGAGCAGUCUCUGUCGGAUGCUUUGAUGCCAGGUCUAUCGAACACUCCGGUGAUCACCUUCCAAAAACCUAGUCGUGCUACUCGAAAACGCGAGAAACGUGCAGAGCUGCGCCGCGCACAAGAGGCAGCCGUAUCUAAAGCUGCUGCUGCCGAUACUAACAGUUCCAGAUAUAUGGAACUAAGAAAAAUACAAGUCCAACUGUCUGAACGGAACUUGUGUCUUUACGAAAUUCCUCCCGACGGAGACUGCUUGUAUUCAUCGAUAGCCCACCAAUUGCUGCAACGCCACACGUCUGUUGAAAAUUUGAAGCAGAUUUCAGACACCGGUGAUGAUCGAAUGGAACUCCCCUUCCAGCUUAAUACGCAUUCUCCAGAUUCAUUGUCUUUGUUCUUACGUUUGAUGGCUGCUCGCCAUAUUCGUGCGAAUAAGGACCACUUCUUGCCUUUUCUCUUCAAUCCACAGACAGGGGAGCCUAUGACCGAUGAAGAAUUCUGUGCGUAUUGUGAUUCUGUUGAAAAGCCUUCAACAUGGGGUGGUCAAAUCGAAAUUCGAGCUCUGUCCUGUGUACUUCGAACUCCGGUAGAAGUCAUACAAGCGGAUGGACUUCCCGUUAUCAUCGGAGGAGAAUUCGCUGGUAUUCCGAUCACCAUAGUGUAUCAUCGCCAUGCUUUCGCAUUAGGCGAACAUUAUAACUCCUGCGUUCCUUUGCCUUCCAAUCGUUGAGGUCGACCGAAUGUUUGCCCUGGAUCACUAUUGCCUCCGAUUGUCAUCGAUCCCGCGGUUUAUUUUGAACCUGAUUUUAACUGUCAGCUUCUUCAUCUCUUCCCUUUGGCCUAUUACAAUUACACAAUUUCGGUUUGCUUAUAAUUUCAUCUGUGUUUACCUGCGGUUUCCAUUACUCGCUUGUUGUGUACAUAUCACGGGUUCUCAUAGAUACAAUUGUAAGAAGAAAUAUAAAAAUGUUUUAACGAA